CCCUUUUCACACGAAAGAGCGUCGAUGGUGCUGAUGUCGCGGAUGCGGCACGUCGUGCAACGUGUAUCGCGGCCGAAGCGCGUGCUAUUUCGCUUCUCGUCCACGAAUGCUGCAGCAUCGCCCUGCGUAGACGAAGACCUGAUUGCCAACUUUCAACAGCUCUUGGAAAAGCGCAAGGUGACGGAAGCCAUGCAGAUAUUCCAGUCGCUCAAGAAACCUCCGACCACAGCGCUUUCUCAGCGUUUGGCGAUCAUGCUCGCGAAACGAGCGACUUUAAAAGACACGAAGGAUGCCAUCAAUGUGCUCAAGAGCGUCUACAUGAAUCCCGCGCUCAGACCCGAUGACAUUACAAAAUUGGCGUUCAUUUUUGUGUCGGAUGCAUGCUACCGCAACAAAAUGAUCAAGGAAGCUCUCGAGGUGACGGAAGAAGCGCACAACUUAGGGAUGCGGCUAGACUUGCCAGCUUACAACAACCUCAUCAACGCCCUUGUGGACGCCGGUCAGACCGACGAAGCAAUCUUGAUUCUGCAGGACAUUGCAGCAGGCGACGUGAUUUCCCCGGACGAAACAACGUACGCUGGGCUGGUGAACGCCAUCAUGUCACAGCGAGAGUUCUCGCAAGCCGUGGAAACCAUCAACCAGGCGCGGACAUCUGGCGUCAAGUUCUCUGGCGAGACGUACAUGUCGUUUAUGGCGACCCUUGCGGACGUCGAAGACGAUUCGGACGCGCUGGAUCGCCUGCUCUCAUACUUGGAAACAUCGAUGGACGAAGAUGGAGUCGAGGCAUUCGAAGAGUUUGAAAAUGCCAUGCUAAGUCACGACGAAGACGACGACGAUGACGACGACGAUGACGACGACGACAAUGGCGAAGGGGAUAACCUUGACGAAGAUACCGACGACAGUGGUAAUGCGUUGCAUUAAAAACUUGUGAAUUAGCUCGAUGGCGACCGGAGUCGGUGAGCGUUGCGCAGAUCC
This is a messenger RNA of Aphanomyces invadans, 975 nucleotides long. RefSeq lists its product as hypothetical. Lineage: Eukaryota; Oomycota; Saprolegniomycetes; Saprolegniales; Verrucalvaceae. The coding region runs from base 25 to 921 and encodes 298 amino acids. Gene Ontology annotation, molecular function: protein binding. The record is from RefSeq and is a predicted model, not a curated record. The transcript has 6 exons.